AUGGCAGCGGGCAGGACGGAACGUACGCCGCUGGUCGCGGCGGCCCCUCUGCAUGAGCAUGCUGAGAACGAUGAAGCGCUGCUGGCGCAAGAAAGUGCCUUUAGCGCCAUGUACGGAGCCACGCACGGGGGAGAUCCGAGUGCGUCGCUGUUCAUGCCGACGGACGACAGUGUUCCCCCUCCUACGGCGGCGCCGAGUACGUACUCGCUGCUGGACAGGGUCUCGGUCAUGAGUACGAUGUGGAUCGGGACGUUUCUGGCGGCUCUCGAUACGACCAUGGUCGCGACGGUGAUGAGUCAAGUGGGUUCCGAGUUUGCGGUAUCCAACACAGUUGCGUGGCUCGGCACGUCGUACAUGCUGACGCAAAUGGCGUGUCAACCGCUGUAUGGCCGCUUAUCUGACGCGUUCGGGCGGAGGGCCAUGACGCUCCUUGCCUCGUCCGUCUUUUUCGUGGGAACGCUGUCUUGUGGGCUGUCGCGUACCUUUGUGCAGCUUUGUAUCGCCCGAGCCAUGGCAGGCCUGGGUGGGAGUGGGCUUACGUCCUUGGCCACCAUGGUCGUGUCAGACAUGACGAGGGUCCAGGCACGCGCGACGUGGCAGGGGCUGGGGAAUGUCAUUUUCGCUAUCGGCGCCGCGCUGGGGGGUCCCUUGGGUGGCGCUGUCGUGGAUGCGCAGUGGGGCUGGCGCUGGGCCUUCCUGCUGCAAGUGCCGCUGUGUGCAGCUCACUUGCUCUUUGUCUUUGCCAAGGUGCGUAUCCCGUCGGGACCGGGUUCUGUGCGCGACAAAGUCUUGCGCAUCGAUAUGGGCGGCACACUGGCGCUGUUGUGCGCUGUGGCGGCGCUGGUGGCGGCGCUAGCAUGCGGCGAUGCGGACGCGCCGCGGCUGCUGGUCUAUCUAUGGCUGGCUGGGGCCGUGAUAGGCGCCGGCGUGUUUGUGUGGCUGGAGACGCGUGUGGCGGCCGAGCCGCUGAUGCCGACGCAGAUCUUGGCGCGCCGCAUGCCUGCGUGCGUGUCGCUGGCGUGUGGCCUCGUCAGCCUGUGUCAGUUCGGCGUGUUGUACCAUGUGCCGCUGUACUUUCUCGCGGUGCAGGGCACGAGCACGGUGCAAGCGGGCGCGUAUUUGGUGCCGAAUGUCCUCGCUGCGUCGGUGUGCUCGUUGGUCAGUGGUAGGCUCGUGAGUCGCACGGGUUCGUAUCGUGCUACGGUGCUGCUCAGUGGACUGCUGACCGUGCUGGGCGCGCUGAGCAUGUGCUUCUGGAGCCGUCAAGCGACACCUGCAUGGGCCUACUGGCUGACGAUGCCGUGGGUCGGUGCGGGCUUUGGCAGCACGCUCACCGUCACGCUUGUCGCGCUGGUCUUGUCCGUGGACCCGAUGGAGGUGGCGCCGGCGUCGGGUGUGACGUACCUCUUCCGCGCGGUGGGCUCGAUCCUGGGCGUAUCGUGUACGCACUCGCUCUUCCAGCGCUCUUUGGCCUGGUAUCUGCGCCGCACUCCGCUGCCUGCGCGUCUCGUCCAUGACAUGCGCGCCGACAUCGGCACGCUUGCGACGCUCACGGGCGCGUCACGCACUUGGGCGGUGUCGGCGUACGAGACGUCGAUGCAUGCCGUCUUUGUAUGGCUGCUCUGCCUCUCUCUCGCCGCCUUGGCAUGCCUGUGCUGCGUCCGAGCACACGUCGCUCCGCCCCAUAGACGCCCCCCAUAG
Malassezia restricta is the source of this 1701-nucleotide messenger RNA. RefSeq names its product multidrug resistance protein fnx1. Gene Ontology annotation, molecular function: basic amino acid transmembrane transporter activity. Gene Ontology annotation, biological process: basic amino acid transport; transmembrane transport. The transcript has a single exon. Gene Ontology annotation, cellular component: fungal-type vacuole membrane. Bases 1 to 1701 code for a protein of 566 amino acids. The record is from RefSeq and is a predicted model, not a curated record. Lineage: Eukaryota; Fungi; Basidiomycota; Malasseziomycetes; Malasseziales; Malasseziaceae.